Didymella exigua CBS 183.55 is the source of this 705-nucleotide messenger RNA. RefSeq lists its product as uncharacterized. The record is from RefSeq and is a predicted model, not a curated record. The coding region runs from base 1 to 705 and encodes 234 amino acids. NCBI's taxonomy places the organism in Eukaryota, Fungi, Ascomycota, Dothideomycetes, Pleosporales, Didymellaceae. The transcript has a single exon.
AUGCAACUCGCCACGACCAUUCUCGCCGGACUCGGCCUGAUCGCGCUUGCCUCCAGCGCACCUACCGACACAGAUACCUUACACUCCGCCACAGGUUCUACGACCUUCUGGCAGAACACCCAGACUCAGAAGUAUCAUUGUCAGGGCCAGGACGUGAUCCGCUGUGAGACUACUGCUGGCGGUACCUGCAUCGCCAUCGAUACUUGCGAGGCGUACUGCUUCCUCCACGACAACGGCGCCGCCUGUGUUGACAUGGACGCGCCUCCAGUUCUCAAGAUCCCAGUGUCAACGUCUGAGGCCAAGUUUACCGCGAGAUCUGCGUCGUCCGAGAAGAAUGAGUAUCACGAGUGUUCCAAGGACCGCACCGGCGUUCUGAUCUGCAAGUAUCGCUUCUGCUCCACGGACUAUUACUGCAAGGCUGGCGACGAGUGCAAAGACGGGACCUUCUCUUGUGCGCCCAAGUCUCCAUCCCUGGCAAGAGUCAAGUCCGAAGCCCGCGAUAAGCCUGCACAGGUCGAAGCUGUGGCUGCCGACCUCGAAGGGAAGCCAUCUUAUAUAUGCUCUAAGGAUCGCGCCAGCGUUCUCAAGUGCCUCUUCGGUUUCUGCUCCACUGACUACUACUGCGCGAAGGGCCAUCCGUGCGCCGACAACCCUGCUCGCUGCAAGAAGUACUUGAAUGCUAGGACCGAUCAGUACGGCAUCUGA